This is a messenger RNA of Rhinichthys klamathensis goyatoka, 1040 nucleotides long. It is a transcript of the gene itm2cb, whose product is annotated as integral membrane protein 2Cb. The transcript is spliced from 6 exons. Lineage: Eukaryota; Metazoa; Chordata; Actinopteri; Cypriniformes; Leuciscidae. Gene Ontology annotation, cellular component: Golgi apparatus; plasma membrane; extracellular exosome. The coding region runs from base 112 to 894 and encodes 260 amino acids. The record is from RefSeq and is a predicted model, not a curated record. Gene Ontology annotation, molecular function: amyloid-beta binding. Gene Ontology annotation, biological process: negative regulation of amyloid precursor protein biosynthetic process.
CUCUUUAAGUUCGCCCUCUGUCGAGCGUUUCAUUCACAGCUCAGAACCGUCCUUGGUGGUUCAAUCACUACUGGACGUCCUAACCGCAGAAGAGUAGGAAGAAACGUCAAAAUGGUGAAGAUAUCGUUUCAACAAGUAACUGUACAGAAGCCGGAAAAGGAGAACGAUGGAGACAAAGAGGAAAUUCACAUGCCUUACUCUCACAAGGAUGAGUUGGUGCUUCCAGUAAGAUCUAAGAAGUCUCCCUUUAGUGGCCUUUGGUGCGUCGUGCUCGGCCUUGUGAUCUUCCUGUCAGGCUUGAUCAUGGCAUCUGUAUGCCUGUACAGAUACUACUACAGCCCUCAGAUCCCAGAAGAUAGUUUGUUCCACUGUCGGGUGAUGUACGAGGACCCCCUGUUCGCCCCGUUACUCGGACGGCAGGAGAUCGAGGAAAACGUUGGCAUCUACCUGGAUGAUAACUACGAGCAGAUCAGCGUGCCUGUGCCCGACUUCGGAAGCAGUGACCCGGCCGACAUCAUUCACGACUUUCACAGGGGACUCACAGCUUACUACGACAUUGCGUUGGAUAAAUGCUACGUCAUUGAACUCAACACGACAAUCGUCAUGCCGCCCAGGAACCUGUGGGAGAUGCUUGUUAAUGUCAAGCGGGGGAUGUAUUUGCCCCAGACAUACAUCAUUCAGGAGGAGAUGGUGGUGACGGGACGUGUUCGGAACAUGCGUCAGCUGGGACCCUUCAUCCACCGGCUCUGUUACGGGAAAGAAACCUACAGACUGAGACGCCGUAGUGGCCAAAAACACAUCGAUAAGAGAGAGACCAGGAACUGCCACAGCAUCCGGCACUUCGAGAACACGUUUGUGGUGGAGACGAUGAUUUGCGAUCGACUCCUGCUGUAGUUUUACUCCUUCCUCCUCAACUCUACUGAGCAAAACCCAAAAGCGACCCUUCCCCAUCUGUCCAGCUUAACAGCACUUUAUCAGCAUGAUAAACCUGUACAUAAUGUUACAUACUGCCAUCUGUUGUUUUGUCUUUGUCUAAAUUA